AUGUCUACAUUGUCAGUUCUUGACAUGUAUCCGACUCGUGCGUCGCCUACACUGCCCAUCAUCAACUUGGCCAUACAUAGAAAGGCGAUGGAAGAUGGUGUUGGUAGUGAUGGCCGAAGUGGUGGAGGAGGCGGAGGAGGCUCGUACGAACAUCACCUUGGUCUAUCAAUCAGUAGCAGUAGCAGCAGUAGUAUAGUCAGCAGCAGUAGUCAUGGUAGUAGUCUUGGCGGAUCAUUCAAUGAUCGACUGCAUCAUCAUCACACGCUCACACAUCAUCACCUUGAUUACGUGGACGAUGAUGUCGUCGACCUCUUAUUGUCGCCGUCGGCCUCCACCCCCACACUAAUGGUCACUGGCAACAGUAGUGCCCGCGAUAGACACAGUAAUAUAGAGAAUACAUUGACAUCGACGACCAACACGACGACCACAACAACGACGACCACGACUACCACGACCACCAACAAUCAAUCAAUAAGCAAUCCAAACAAUAUCAAUCAACCUUCAUUCAAUGACCUCAGUCUGACAUGCGACACACUCACAGAGACGGACGACGACGACUUUGACAUGGCGGCAGCCGCAGACGACGAGGAAGAGCAGGUCACAGAGGUGUUCUUUGGAAAUGACGCAGACGAGGAGGAGGGUCGUUCAGUCAGGUUCGACAGCUCGCACAGUGUCAAGCGUGUUCACAGCAGUAGUCGCGCAUCCUCGAGCAGUCCUGGAAGUGGCGGCAUCACCGCACAACAGGAGUUUCUCGAGAGUCUGACGCCACACCAACAGAACCAAUUACAGUUGUUGCAGGAACUGUAUCAUAGUAGUUCAAGGAGGAUGCGUGAGCAUCGAUCACCUGCAACUGUGGCAAUGUCCUCGCCAAACGUCGCGGGCAGUCCUCAUCGAUCGAACGCAUGGCCCUCGUCCUCGGACUCACCACGACUCAACACGCCACCCAUGCCCAUCCCAUUCCUGUCGUCCUCUCCACACUCUGCCAAUCAAGCUCACUCGCACGGCAACAGCAACAUCAACAACACCAACAACAAUGAUGUCCAUCAGAUGUCGCCAUCACCUUCACAGUCACCCCUGCUGGUGCCCCCUUAUGCCUCGCCCAUGUUCCUGAACUCGGGCAACUUCUCCCCACCAUCCAAGUCGAGCACCAAGGGCAGCAACAGCAGUGGCGGCGGUACCAAUCUAAACGUGGCCAACAACGUCUUCUCCAACAUCAUCAAGAAGGGCAAGAGACUGACAACGAUGUUCAGCAAGGAUGGCGACGCGGACGAGCAGCAACAGCACCAACAGUACAGCUACGUACAGAUCUAUCGUGGCAUCAAUGGAGAGAGCUGGCGAGCAAAGGUGAACUCAUCGACAACAGUGCGCGAUCUAAUCUCAAUGCUGUUGAGCACGACCACUAUCGAUCCGACGACUCUUACACUCUACAUCACUCGCUCACUCAAUGAUUCAUCGUUGGGCAGCAACAGCUCGUCCAACAACCAUGGCGACCUCAACAAGCCAGUCGAGAGGCAAUUGAAUGAGGAUGAGAAGAUACUAAAGGCCCAAAGGAAGUGGCCUGGUCCAUCUGUAUUUAUACUAAAGACAAAGAAAUUAUCCCCAAUGGCAUCUUUAUCUCCAUCACUCAAGUCCACCACCCCAUCACCAAUGUUCGAAUCGACCUCAUUGCACGUGCCGUCCUCGGUCGACGGCAGUGGCGGCGGCGGCCCCAUGCCAUACCUGAAUUUGAAUCACGACGGCAGCACCAACAUGGACAAUUCGUCCGAGUCUGAGUCGUGCUCCACUUGCAGCAGCUCCAACAGUCAAUCACCCAGCUUGGACCAUCAAUCGAGGAGGACAAGAAGGAAGCACUGGAAGAACGGCGAGUAUCCUAAAAAGGAGAUACGCUGGAUCAGUCCAUUGGAGCUUGCAAUCAGUACCAAGAUUGGAGAAGGUUCCUUCUCACGCGUCUACAAGGGCACGUACAAUGGCAAGACUGUAGCGAUCAAAGUGCUAAACAACAGCACACCAGAGCAAUGGACAAACUUCAAGAAAGAGUACCGCAUCCUCAGCAUGACUUCACAUCCUCGUUUGAUCAAACUAUAUGGCGCAUCAAAAGAGAGCAAGUUACUGAUGGUGAUGGAGUACUGCGGUAAUGGAAGUUUGGCCAAGAUCAUGGCAAGGAAGAACUUUGUCUUGACCUGGGAGCUGGUGUUGAAGUGGAUGUUGGAGGCCUCAGCAGGCAUCAACUUCCUACAUACAAUGACACCAGCACUUGUACAUAGAGAUAUUAAGCCACAUAAUUUAUUGAUAACAACACAAUAUGCACUCAAGAUUGCAGACCUUGGCUUGACCAAGGAGAUAGACAUGCAGACCAAUACCCUCAAAGGAACACUGGACUACAUGGCACCAGAACUAUUCGAUGAGGUAGCACCGAGUCCAUCAUCGGAUGUAUACUCCCUUGGAAUUGUCUUUUGGGAGCUUGCCAAUCGAUUCCUCAUGGGCAAGUACAAGAGACCGUUCGAGGACAUACCUCAGAUCACAUUCAGCUACCAGAUACCUAUAUUCACCAAGCAGGGCAUCCGCCCCAAGAUGCCCGACAACUGUCCGCCCAACCUGGAGGACCUCAUCCAGCGCUGCUGGCAUCAAGACCCUGCACAAAGACCAUCCUGUUAUCAAGUGUUGUUGGACAUUGAGCAAAUGUACAAUGACUACGUCGAUCAUCAUAACAGCAAUGGCAAUGGCAAUGGCAAUGGCAAUGGCAACGGCAACAACAGUGUACAUUACCAAUCGCGACCAUUACCGACAAUGGCAUUGUAG
Molecule: messenger RNA, 2799 nt
Organism: Acytostelium subglobosum LB1
Lineage: Eukaryota; Evosea; Eumycetozoa; Acytosteliales; Acytosteliaceae
Exons: 5
Coding region: 1-2799 (932 amino acids)
Biological process (GO): protein phosphorylation
Molecular function (GO): ATP binding; protein kinase activity
Source: RefSeq, a predicted model, not a curated record